Molecule: messenger RNA, 1698 nt
Organism: Gossypium arboreum
Lineage: Eukaryota; Viridiplantae; Streptophyta; Magnoliopsida; Malvales; Malvaceae
Exons: 3
Coding region: 1-1698 (565 amino acids)
Source: RefSeq, a predicted model, not a curated record
AUGCAAGUUCAACCACCAUUGUUGGAGAAAGAGAUCACCAUGUUGUUUAUCAACACUCUGAAGGCUCCAUUCAUUACUUAUAUGAUUGGAAGCACUACCAAAAGUUUUGCGGACAUAGUCAUGGCGGGAGAGAUGAUUGAGAAUGCCAUAAGAGGUGGAAAAAUUGAGGGGGAAGCGGCUAAAAGAUCGGCCAUAAGGAGAAAAGACAAUGAGGUGAACAACAUAAGUAACUUCAACUCGAAGGAAAUUACAGUUGGUCAACCCAAAGUAGCUGCGGUUGGGCAACAGGGUUCUCAAAUGCAGGAAUCGGGCACAAGGCACGAGAGGAUGCAAUUCAUACCUAUCCCUGUGACGUAUCGUGAGCUUUAUCAAAGUUUAUACGAUGUACAUGCUAUUGCUUCUUUCCACUUAAAACCAUUACAGCCUCCAUAUCCUAAAUGGUAUAAUGCAAAAGCCAGAUGUGAGUACCACGCUGGAAUAUCGGGGCACUCAAUUGAAAAUUGUACCGGAUUCAAGAAGGCCGUGGAGAGGUUGAUCAAGAUGGGGGUUGUAAAAUUCGAUAGUACCCCAAAUACUGAAAACCCUUUGCCAAAUCAUGACAUUCAAGGAGUAAAUGCCAUUGGCGAAGCUAGUGAGAGAAGGAUGAAGAAAAAUGUUGCUGAGGUGAGGAUGCCUAUGAAGGUGAUUUGGGAAGAGAUGAUGAAGAGAGGGAUGAUAAUCUCUAGGAGAGAAAGAGAAAAAAUGGGGAACUACUGUGAGCUCCAUGGAGAAGAGGGUCAUGAGACCCAAAAUUGUGAAGAAUUCAGAGCCUUGGUGCAAGGCUUUAUCGAUAAUAAAGAGCUACAAAUUUUUGAAGGUAGCUCUUAUAAAAGAGAAAUAAGUAUGCUAAAAGGUGAACAAAAAGGAACCAGCCGGCCGAGGAUCAUUAUCUCCCUGCCAAGGAAUAACGAAGUGGGGACACCAGCAGUGCCCAAGGUCAUUAUCCAUAAACCUACUCAUUUCCCUUACAAGGAUAGCAAUAGAGUACCAUGGAGUUAUGACUGUAGUGUGACAGUGUCGGAAGAAGAAAAUAUAGCCAGUGCAUCUAAAGACGUACAAGUUGAAGGUUCCCACACGCGGAGUGGGAAGCGUUAUGAUACGAAGGGCAUCAGAGUGGAGCCCACAAAAACAAAAGGUGUCGAGGUUGAGAAGGAGAAAGAGACCGAAUUACCCAUCAAUGAGCCAGUAAAGAGGGAGGAGGCUAAGGAAUUUCUAAAGGAGGCGUUGAUGAAGGUACUUAACGAAACAUAUGUCACCCAUGACAUAACCGUUAAUAAGCUAGACCGAUUGGUGAACAACAUUAGCGCGGAUAAUUUCAUUUACUUUAAUGAUGAUGAAAUCCCAUCGGGGGCAGGGGGUCAACUAAAGCCUUGCACAUCACAACUCGAUGCAAGGGGUACACACUCCCAAGCGUCGGGAGCAGUACCCUCGUCGUUGCACCAGAAAUUGAAAUUAGUGACCGAUGGACGGUUAAUAACCAUCAAUGCGGAGAAGGACAUUAUAGCCGCAGUCACUAGCAAAGCCCCUUAUGUGGAGACGAAUGAAGAGUCUAUUGAGUGCUCCUUCCGCUUUUUAAAAUUUGUGAAUGCAACUUUCAUUUUGGAGGGGAGCAAGCUACUGGUGUCAAAGAUAGCAAAAGCUACGAGAAUGGCUCUAUGA